This is a messenger RNA of Giardia duodenalis, 543 nucleotides long. RefSeq lists its product as uncharacterized. The coding region runs from base 1 to 543 and encodes 180 amino acids. The record is from RefSeq and is a predicted model, not a curated record. Lineage: Eukaryota; Fornicata; Diplomonadida; Hexamitidae. The transcript has a single exon.
AUGAGCUCAGAUGUCAAGCGAUUCCGGUGGGAGAAGAAGAAGUUUUCCACUUUCCCUCUCGGGAGUCUCUGUCGCUCUUCGCGGUGCCUUCCGAGGCUCUCCCAUCUUCUGGCCUUUCGGGUCAGCUGUCGUCUGAUAUCUAGUGAGCACCCGUUGUCUCGGGCUUUUCCGUCAGCCACAGCAGUCUGGCCUCAGAAGCAGCUGACCCUGGCCAUGUACUCCAGAGUCGCCUUGGUGCUGGUACUCUAUCACGAAGAUCGCAUACGCCACGAACCUCAGGUGUCGAUCCCUAGGUCCCUGAGGUGCUCCCUCGUCUUCUCGUGGAGGGUGCCGUCAGUCCCGAGUAUGAUCGGGAGGGUGCUCCCCGUAUGCCUCUAUCUUAGAGUGGUAGUACGAGCUCAUGGACGCCGGCUGGACCACUCCUAUGUCGACGGCCUGGCUGGUGUCUGGAAAGAAGAGGUCCGGCUCUGGUUCUCCUUGUCAUGGUCAACCCAUACCUUCUGCUCGUGGAUCACAGUGCACCUCUUCUUCGACAUUAUGUGA